GCCGCGCCGGCCGCACGCGACAUGCGCGCCCUCUAGCGGAUUAUGUUCCUACCCGACCUCCCGCGAGCCUGCAUGGUGGACGACGUAGCAACGUAUCUCCAAGCGCCGUCCUCGGGACAGGACGAGUUCCAUCCGUUCAUAGAGGCCCUGAUGCCCUUUGUAAAGUCCUUUUCGUACACUUGGUUCAAUUUACAAGCAGCCAAACGGAAGUACUACAAAAAACACGAGAAACGGAUGAGUCUUGAGGAGGAGCGGCACACUAAAUAUGAAUUACAGAACGAGAAAGCAGAAGUAAAACAAAAAUGGGCUUCACGGUUACUGGGCAAACUGCGCAAGGACAUAACGCAAGACUGCAGAGAGGACUUUGUGCUAAGCAUCACCGGAAAAAGGCCAGCCGUCUGUGUUCUGUCCAAUCCGGAUCAGAAGGGGAAGAUGAGGAGAAUAGACUGCCUAAGGCAGGCUGAUAAGGUGUGGCGACUAGAUCUAGUAAUGGUGAUACUAUUCAAAGCGAUCCCGUUGGAAAGCACAGACGGGGAGAGACUGGAAAAGCACCCAGAAUGCACCCAGCCUGGGCUCUGCGUCAACCCGUACCACAUCAACGUAUCUGUCAGAGAGCUGGACCUGUAUUUGGCCAACUUCAUCAACAGCUAUGAUAUCCUUAGCGGGUCUCUCUCGCCCCACCCGCCUAGGGACAAAGAGAACGAACACGAGGCUAAGAGCAAAGCCACUGGUGUCUUCUCUUCGAAGGAACUAUGGAAGUUGUCUAAAGCGUCAAUCCUCCAAGAGACGGGGUCAGAGUCACCCAGCGGGUCCGGCGGCGGCAUAAAACUGGAGUCCGGGUACUACUGCGGCGGGUACAACAGUCCAGCGCCGCCCGCCUUCGAGCCGCCGGCGGAGAGAGCCACGCCGUCCAUGAUCGUCGGGCCUUGCUUCAACAUCCCGCACAGCUCAGCAGGUCUCAGCGUCGCUCAGUCCCCGCUGGUUCCUUCUAACACCAUAUUCUACCAGCACGCGCCGCCGCCCACCGACACGCAUCCCACAGCAUCAGACCAGCUGACCAGCCAGCACUCGAGCGGGAAGUACGACGGCGCGCCGCAGGACUCGCUGGACUUCGUCACGUUCGUCUGCCAGGAGCCCUCGGCGGAUGUGCAGCAGUUACAGGUCCACAGUCUAUCCCGGAGUCCGAAGCCCGCCUACUUCAGCAGCACGAUGCUGCCGCCGCCGCCGCUGCCGCCCAUGGCGCGACCCGUCGCCAUUAUCAGGUCAACAGCAAGCGAGAUGGUGGGCAGCGGCGGCGGGUCGCCGGCGUCGCCGGAGGUGCGCUCGCCGCCGGCGUCGCCGCGCCGCCGCUCGCCGCACGCCUACCGCGCCGACUGCCACCCGCCGAUAUCGCACUUCAACCACUUCCACGCGCAGCCGCAGCAGGUACGAUACAACCCCGCUUGCCUCUCCCUAUGGCCUCGCUGGGCACUUUGGUAUUCGCGAGCUACGGCUCGCUAG
Molecule: messenger RNA, 1500 nt
Organism: Ostrinia nubilalis (European corn borer)
Lineage: Eukaryota; Metazoa; Arthropoda; Insecta; Lepidoptera; Crambidae
Gene: NfI
Product: nuclear factor 1 B-type
Exons: 12
Coding region: 43-1500 (485 amino acids)
Biological process (GO): regulation of transcription by RNA polymerase II
Cellular component (GO): nucleus
Molecular function (GO): RNA polymerase II cis-regulatory region sequence-specific DNA binding; DNA-binding transcription factor activity, RNA polymerase II-specific
Source: RefSeq, a predicted model, not a curated record